Molecule: messenger RNA, 996 nt
Organism: Ascochyta rabiei
Lineage: Eukaryota; Fungi; Ascomycota; Dothideomycetes; Pleosporales; Didymellaceae
Exons: 2
Coding region: 1-996 (331 amino acids)
Biological process (GO): transcription initiation at RNA polymerase II promoter
Cellular component (GO): transcription factor TFIID complex
Molecular function (GO): protein heterodimerization activity
Source: RefSeq, a predicted model, not a curated record
AUGAAGCGGCCCCACGAUGGAGAGGGCCCAGCACCCCACGGCGCGCCGCCCAAGAAGCGCAAGGUCUUGCAUCAGUUGCAUUACACGCAGCCCGUGCAGCACAUCGUCGACCCCAUCGCCGCCGAGUUUGGCUUCGGCGACAGCAAAGACUUCUAUGAUCAACAGCUGCGGCGCGCAAUAGCCAUACAGUGCAGGACGUUGGGCUUUGAGAGCGCGCGACCAGAUGCGCUGGAAGAGUUUCGCGGACUGGUCGACUCAUACAUGACCAAGUUCCUGGCAAACGUGCGAAUGUCCAUGACAAGCGCGCGGCGUACCGAGACGGUCGCUCACGACUGGAUCUAUGCACUCGCCAACGCCGGCCUCCAUGGCUCAGCAGCCCUCGAACCACACUUUGACACGGGCGAGAUACCGCCAUCCAUACUACAGCCGCAAUUCGAACCGCCCGCCCCUCCCGAACCACAGCCUAUCAGUACAGACGCAUUACUUGGCCCUGAACUGUCCGGCCGAACGGACAAAGAAGCGCGGGCAUACAUACCAAAGCAUUUUCCACCAUUUCCAUCCAAAAACACAUACAAGGCCACGCCAGUCUUCACCAAACGAGAAAAUGAUCCGCGCAAGAUUCGAGAGAAGGCGACAGAAGAGGGCAUUCUGGCAGAACAGAGCUUACGGAAGCUCAUGGCUGCGCAAAAGGCAGGCAUACAGAAGCAAACCGCAGGCAAGCGAAAGCGAAGCAAGCGCAUGAAAGAGAGCGACAGGCUUUGGCAAGAAGCAAUGACGGACCUGCUGAAGGAAGAGAAGGAACACGAGAAGAGCGAAGCCCGGCAACGCGCAAGGGAGGAAGAGGCCGAGGCCGAGGCGGACGACGAAGGCUGGAAUGCGCCCCUUGUGGAGAGACAGCUACGGCAGCCCAUUGUGGACCGGAACGUCAAUCUCGAAGAGGGCGUGCAUGUCAACUACGACCAAAGAUCUUGGCGGAAAUCAGCGAGAGGCGUUUGA